Molecule: messenger RNA, 1313 nt
Organism: Ochotona princeps (American pika)
Lineage: Eukaryota; Metazoa; Chordata; Mammalia; Lagomorpha; Ochotonidae
Gene: HOMER3
Product: homer scaffold protein 3
Exons: 9
Coding region: 90-1169 (359 amino acids)
Biological process (GO): regulation of store-operated calcium entry; G protein-coupled glutamate receptor signaling pathway
Cellular component (GO): postsynaptic density; plasma membrane; cytoplasm
Molecular function (GO): G protein-coupled glutamate receptor binding
Source: RefSeq, a predicted model, not a curated record
CCCCCAUCCCAUCUCGCUCACAGGCCGAGCCAGCAGCUCCUGCCACCCGCCUGGCUGCCCCGGGGAGCGCCCCCAGCCCAGCCUGACCAAUGUCCACAACCAGGGAACAGCCCAUUUUCAGCACGCGGGCCCACGUGUUCCAGAUCGACCCGGCCACCAAGCGCAACUGGAUUCCCGCGGGCAAACAUGCCCUCACUGUGUCCUAUUUCUACGACGCCAGCCGUAAUGUGUAUCGCAUUAUCAGCAUCGGUGGCGCCAAGGCCAUUAUCAACAGCACCGUGACCCCCAACAUGACCUUCACCAAAACCUCCCAGAAGUUCGGGCAGUGGGCGGACAGCCGUGCCAACACCGUCUAUGGCCUCGGCUUCGCGUCCGAACAGCAGCUGACUCAGUUUGCUGAGAAGUUCCAGGAAGUGAAGGAAGCAGCGAGAUUGGCUCGGGAAACAUCUCAGGAUGCGAGCGACCUUACCAGCCCGGCGCUGGGGCUGGCGCCUCACCAGGUGCCUCCCAGCCCACUGGUCAGCGCCAAUGGCCCCGGCGAGGAGAAGUUGUUCCGAAGCCAGAGCGCAGACGCCCCUGGCCCCACAGAGCGGGAGCGCCUUAAGAAGAUGCUGUCAGAGGGCUCUGUGGGCGAAGUGCAGUGGGAGGCUGAGUUCUUCGCGUUGCAGGACAGCAACAACAAGCUGGCCAGCGCCCUGCGGGAGGCCAACGCAGCGGCAGCCCAGUGGAGGCAGCAGCUGGAGACCCAGCGCGCCGAGGCCGAGCGCCUGAGGCAGCGGGUAGCUGAGCUAGAGGCCCAGGCAGCUGCCGAGCCCGCUCCGGUCAGUGAGAAGGAGGGACAGGGCCAGUCGUUGGAGCAGCUGGAGGCCCUGGUGCAAACCAAGGACCAGGAAAUCCAAACCCUGAAAAGCCAGACUGGGGGGCCGCCUGAGGCCCCCGAUGCUACUCCGCGGGAGGAGACCCAGCAGAAAGUGCAGGACCUGGAAACACGCAAUGCCGAGUUGGAGUAUCAGCUGCGGGCUACGGAGCGCAGCCUGGAGGAGGCACGGGCCGAGCGGGAGCGGGCGCGGGCCGAGGUGGGCAGGGCCGCCCAGCUGCUGGACGUCCGGCUCUUUGAGCUGAGAGAGCUCCGGGAGGGCCUGGCCCGGCUGGCCGAGGCUGCACCCUGAGACCCCCCCAUCCCAACCCCGACCGCUGCUGGGGCCCUGCAGGGCUGGGGUUACAGGGUCGGUCCUCAGCCCCAGGGUGGAGACCACAGGCGGUUCCCGUGUUGGGCCUGUUCGUCCUGGCAGGGACCAGGGGGGCCCCCGACU